Messenger RNA from Paramecium pentaurelia, 1354 nucleotides. Lineage: Eukaryota; Ciliophora; Oligohymenophorea; Peniculida; Parameciidae. The record is from the annotation of a GenBank genome assembly.
AUGACAACUCCCUACAUAUAUUGGUUAAAAGAAUCAGCAGCAGUUUAGGAAUAUAGUGUUGUAGGUAUAAUUGAUGGUUCAGGAUCAAUGUGUGAAGCUUGGAAUGACUUAUGUAAAGCAUGGAAUUACUUUGUGACUGGAUUCAAAAGUGUUUAUUGUAUAUAGUAUGAUGACACAGCAAUACUAUAAGAAAGUCCAUAAUUAACUACUUAAAAAGGUGAAGGGACAAACAUAGAACUAGGAUUUAAAGAAUUAAUAAAGUUAAUAAAAUCUGGUAAUUUAUUGCAAAAUAUUCUCAUCGUUUUUGUAACUGAUGGAAUUGGAGAGCAUGAUGGUAUAAAUGAGUACUUUUAGGAAAUGAGUAAGGAAUUUGAAUAACUUCAUUCUUAAGGAUAUCAAUUUAAAUUUCAUACUUUAGCUUUAGGAAAUGACUUUUCUCAUUCAGUAGCAGCUGAAUUGAAAAUGAUUAUUCAUAAUUCAGGGAUAUUAUCAUCUCAAAUAGACUUAAUAUAAAAUACAAAAAUAGAUUUUACAAAAGUAUUAUAAGACAUUAAGGAUGAAAUAUUUUAUUAAAUGAUACGUGUUGAUCCUUAAUGUUAAUUAACUACUUUUACAGGACCAGUACAUAGAGUAACACCAAAUUAAGUAUUGUUUACAACAAGUAAUUCAAUUAGAGUUGGAGGAAAAUAAAUAAAUUUAGAUAAAGAGGGUAUAACACCAGAAGCAUUGGAUAGAUUCAUUCGAUAAAUAAUGUCUAAAUUAAUGGAAUUUAAUUCAGCAGGUAAGAGUGUUAAAUAGGAGUCAAUAUAAGCAUUAUAAAUAAUUGAAAAAUUGAAAUCUAGAGUAACUUUUAAAGAUGAAGACGAUGAAAUUAAAAAAUUUAUUGAUUAAAAUAUAUAGAAAAUUGAGGAAUUUGCAAGUGGAAAUCUUAAUUUAAAUUAAUUUGAACCACUAAAAGCAGCAUAAUUUAUGCAUGAAGUAUAAGACCUAAUCAUAAGAGAUAAAAAGAAAAUGCAAAGAAUAAAGAGAAAAUCAGCUGUUCAUGCUUAAUUAACAAUGCAUCCAUAAUAGCCAAAAGUAAUCUAUUAAUUUAAUAAUAUAGUAACAAGUAAAAGAUUAUUACAAAGAAUUGGCUUUAAAAAGAUUAGAACAAUAUGAAAAGUAAUUAAAUAAUUAAGAGCUAUUUGAAGAUUUAAAAGAAUUUGCAAAAUAAAAUAAAGUCAAGACUUUAGAUUAAAUUGUUUAUUUAACUAAAACUCAUGAUUUUCAAUUGAAAAAUAUCAAAGAAUUUAUAUAAACAGAUGAAGAUACAGCCAUAGAUAUGAUAGAUUUAUUUCUAAUAUCAUUAGAUUGA